This is a messenger RNA of Spodoptera exigua (beet armyworm), 3866 nucleotides long. Lineage: Eukaryota; Metazoa; Arthropoda; Insecta; Lepidoptera; Noctuidae. The record is from the annotation of a GenBank genome assembly.
ACAUUUUCUCGUACAUUUUAACCUAACAAUUGUACGAAGAUAUAAAUCCAUAAGCUCGUCAACUCUAUGGAUAUGGAUGAAAUGAAACGUCACCAUAAAACGUCAAUGUCAAACAAAUGCAUAACAAAUUAAUAAAUAGCAGUAGGACCAGCAGAUUCUAUCCUUUACAUCCUAAUGUAUAAUAUUUUUGAGCGAAUAAUGAAAUGUGUUAGUGUACUGAAAUAAUAACAGCAGCGUAAUUAAAGCCGUGAUAUCAAGAUUUCAGAAUGAGGAUUAGGAGAUUGUCAGCUGUGUUUUGGACAACAUGCAUAAUUGCAUUCGUGUUUAUUUUGUAUGUGGUGACUGAUUUGAGUUUCAAACUGCCUAGCACUAAGCCAGCUGUGCAAGAUUUGGAUACAAAAUGGUCUGCCUUUGAAAAUAAGCUGCGGCACAUCGAGAAUGAAUUGUACCAGCACCAUGCUGUUGUUGGUGAAAUUAAAUCUGCUGUUGAUCAAAUAGUGGAGUCUCAAGAGUACCAUCCACCUCAAAAAAGGCCAAAGGAGGUUGUUAUCAAAGAACCUCCAAGGGAAAGCAAGGAGGUUAAAGAAUAUAAAGCAGUUGGUGAUGAGCCACCAAAGAUGAGGAUUCCAUUCAACAUUUCUGCUUGCCCAGCAACAAAAAGAAGUUCAGCUAAAGUUGAUAUACAGAUGCUGUCAAUGUAUGAUCGAAUCCUGUUCGAUGAUUUGGAUGGUGGCGUAUGGAAGCAAGGCUGGGAAAUAGAUUAUGAAGAAAAUCAAUGGAAUCAAAAGAAUAAGUUAAAAGUAUUUAUAGUUCCACACUCACACAAUGAUCCAGGUUGGAUAAAGACGUUUGAGAAUUACUACAAGGCGCAAACUCGCGCGAUAUUCACCAAUAUGGUGGAGAAAUUGUCAGAAGGCAUUGGAAGGAAGUUUAUAUGGGCUGAGAUCAGCUUCUUGGCUUUAUGGUGGAGCAGUGACGCCACAGAUAAAGAUAAGGCUAUAUUUACAAAUCUCCUAAAAUCAGGCAAGAUAGAAAUAGUGACAGGUGGAUGGGUGAUGAACGAUGAGGCUAACUCCCACUGGCUAUCAAUCAUAAAACAGCUGACUACAGGCCACCAAUGGCUAAUAGACCAUUUGAACUACAUACCGAAGAACGCAUGGUCUAUAGACCCAUUCGGAUACUCUAGUUCUCAACCUUAUUUACUGAAAUUAGCUGGAAUGGAGAACUCAGUUAUACAGAGAGUGCAUUACAGAGUGAAGAAGGAAUUGGCUUCUAAUAAACAGUUGGAGUUCCAUUGGAGACAGCUUUGGGACGGUAUUGGCAAAACGGACAUGUUUACACAUAUGAUGCCUUUCUAUUCAUACGACGUGCCUCAUUCCUGUGGACCUGAUCCCGCGGUUUGCUGUCAAUUUGACUUCAAGCGGCUUCCAGGCAAUGGAGUCACAUGCCCCUGGGGGAAGGCGCCUCGAAAGAUCAUCGAGAAGAAUGUAGAGGAGAGGGCCCGCACAAUCCUUGACCAAUGGCGUAAGAAAGCGCAGUUGUACCGGACAAAUGUGGUGAUGUUCCCCCUCGGAGAUGACUUCAGAUACGAUCGUGCUAAUGAAUGGGAUAACCAGUAUCAAAACUAUGAAAUACUCAUCGAUUUCAUUAAUAAUAAUGAUGCUUGGAAUGCUGAGGUGCAAUUUGGAACUCUCCAAGAUUAUUUCAAAGCAGUUCAUGCUGAGGUCAAGGCGAAUGAUUUCCCCGUACUUUCGGGAGAUUUCUUCACAUAUGCUGAUAGGAAUCAACAUUAUUGGAGUGGAUACUACACGUCUCGGCCCUUCUACAAGAACAUGGAUCGAGUGUUGUUGGCUUAUGUCAGGGCGGCUGAGAUAAUAUCGUCUCAAGCCACGUCAUCGGGCGCGGUGUCGCAGAUGAUGUCACUACAGCUUCGCGACCGAGUAGAGCAGGCACGCCGCGCUCUCUCACUGUUCCAGCAUCACGACGGCGUCACUGGCACAUCUAGAGAUGAAGUACGGGAGGACUAUGCUAAGAAAAUGCUAAUGGCCAUAAAAUACUCUCAGUCAGCUAUACAACAGGCUGCCUACUAUCUCCUGAACCAGCCACUAAUCGUGGACCAAACGCAAGACGACAUAUACUUCGACGUGGACGACAUCUGGCGGAUACACGACGAAAUACCGUCCCGUAUCACUAUUGCUUUGGAUGUGGUCUCUCCUUCCAGAAGAAUUGUUCUUUACAAUGCUCUGGCGUUCAAGAGACAUGAGAUCUUCACUGUUCUUGUUUCAUCGCCUCAUGUUGAGGUGUUCGACCCCGAAGGUAAUCCAAUGAUGGCUCAAAUAUCACCAGUAGUGACCGGAGACAAGAGACUAGCGUUUGCUGCGAACAAAUACCAAUUAUCGUUCCCCGUCACUGUGGACCCGCUCGCACUUACAGUGUACACUGUCUCACUUCGAGACAGCACUAGACUUAACAAAUACACAUCAUACUCUCACGUGCGAGUUUACAACGCGGAUUAUUGGACGGUGGACCUUCCGAAGAUGUUCCCGAUAGAGCAACCGGCCGCCCGUCUCAUGGAAGAUAUCACGGUGCAGGCAGGGAACAGUACGCGCGUCGUCGCCACCAUGGACGGGCUUAUCAAGGCCAUUGUAUCACCUCAGGGGGCCACCAUGCCUGUACAUAUGGACUUUUCACAAUACGAUAGUCAACGCGGUAAAGACAACAAUAGCGGUGCAUACCUCUUCAUUCCGACCGGACCGGCCACAGACUACAAAGCGUCGGCCUUCCCUGAGAUAGUGGUCACUGAGGGCAUCUACAAAGCCACCAUGUACGCCGCACUCAACUCCCCUAAGGCCGCCGAUAUCGUUCUAGCCGUAUCAGUGUACAACAACCCGUCCUUGCCUCACAGCGAAGUAGAGAUCUGCAACACGUUCAUGAUAGACCCCCAGGUCGAUGACCUCGAGCUAGCGCUGCGCCUGCGAACUGCAGUCAAGAACGGAGACGUCUUCUAUACUGAUCUCAAUGGGAUGCAGAUGAUAAAACGUCGUUACUUCGAGAAGCUGCCUUUGCAAGCAAACUUCUACCCUCUGUCGGCCGCUACGUAUAUAGAAGAUGGCAAGUCCCGGCUUACAGUCCUUACUUCCACACCGCUCGGUAUGUCGGCACUACAGCCUGGACAGAUUGAGAUAAUGCAAGACAGAAGACUGAGUCGCGAUGACAACCGAGGACUCGUUCAGGGAGUUCUAGACAACGUCAGGACUAGGCAUACGUUCAAAAUUAUCGUCGAAGACGCCAAGAAGUACUGUAGCGAACAAACAACGGACCUGCCAUCAGGUCAGCUUACACUGGGCGCGCACGUGUCCCAACAGUUGUUACUCCAACCACUCAUAGCCAUGCACUACACGGCCAAGAAAGAUGGACCCCGCAUCGGGUACGCCCGCGUCACCCUCAACGAUGCGGACAUCGUACUGGCAUCCUACCAUUCACACGUUACCGCCAAGAACAAAGAUGGCGGCGUGCUGCACGGGAUGGGUAUGACACUGCAGCGAGUACUACUCGACACGUGCUACGGCAGCCCCGACAUAAACAAGUACUAUCGGGCAGGGGACGGACAGGUGACAAUAUCGGACCUCAUAGACGGUCCCGCAGACAAAGUAUACGACAGCUCUCUAACGUACGUCACAGUACGGAACCCGCUACCCAGCGGAGUGCUGACCCUUUGCCCCAUGGAAAUAAGGUCCGUGUUCAUCAACCAAACACUUAAAAAAUACUAAAUAAAGUUUUUAUUUCAACCUUGUAAAGUACUACAACUUCACAAUUAUUUAGUAAAGUUGAAUACAGACUUUAAGCACUGAGUGUUUAGAUCGAAU